CGCUCUUAAGACGUCAUUAGGGCGUCGCGCGCCGGAGGCUUUCCCCGCCCACCCCGGCCCAGCUGUCUCUUUCCGGGCUCGACUAUACAGGAGUCGCCAUCAUGGGAGUUGACAUCCGCCACAACAAAGACCGAAAGGUCCGGCGCAAAGAACCCAAGAGCCAGGACAUCUACCUGAGGCUGUUGGUCAAGCUGUACAGGUUUCUGGCCAGACGAACAAACUCCACUUUCAACCAGGUUGUGCUGAAAAGGUUGUUCAUGAGUCGCACCAACCGGCCACCUCUGUCCCUUUCUCGGAUGAUCCGGAAGAUGAAGCUUCCUGGCCGGGAAAAUAAGACAGCUGUGGUUGUGGGGACCGUAACGGACGAUGUGCGGGUUCUGGAGGUGCCCAAGCUGAAGGUUUGUGCCCUGCGUGUGAGCAGCCGGGCACGCAGCCGUAUCCUCAAGGCCGGUGGUAAGAUCCUCACCUUUGACCAGUUGGCCCUGGACUCCCCCAAGGGCCACGGCACCGUUCUGCUCUCUGGUCCACGCAAGGGCCGAGAGGUGUACCGGCAUUUCGGCAAGGCCCCGGGAACCCCCCACAGCCACACCAAACCCUACGUCCGCUCCAAGGGCCGGAAGUUCGAGCGGGCCAGAGGCAGACGGGCCAGCCGAGGCUACAAGAACUAAUGCUGCAUCUUAUUCUGUCAAUAAAAGAUUUUGGAUGCCA
Messenger RNA from Fukomys damarensis (Damara mole-rat), 708 nucleotides. RefSeq names its product ribosomal protein L18 (gene Rpl18). Gene Ontology annotation, molecular function: structural constituent of ribosome; RNA binding. NCBI's taxonomy places the organism in Eukaryota, Metazoa, Chordata, Mammalia, Rodentia, Bathyergidae. The transcript is spliced from 7 exons. The coding region runs from base 102 to 668 and encodes 188 amino acids. Gene Ontology annotation, cellular component: cytosolic large ribosomal subunit; ribosome. The record is from RefSeq and is a predicted model, not a curated record. Gene Ontology annotation, biological process: translation.